Messenger RNA from Mobula hypostoma (lesser devil ray), 995 nucleotides. Its product is annotated as troponin I, slow skeletal muscle-like. Gene Ontology annotation, biological process: cardiac muscle contraction; skeletal muscle contraction. The transcript is spliced from 7 exons. NCBI's taxonomy places the organism in Eukaryota, Metazoa, Chordata, Chondrichthyes, Myliobatiformes, Myliobatidae. The record is from RefSeq and is a predicted model, not a curated record. The coding region runs from base 229 to 720 and encodes 163 amino acids. Gene Ontology annotation, cellular component: troponin complex.
CAGUAUGAAGAAGAAGAAGUUAUUGAGGAAACGGAAGAGGCGGAAGAGGAAAUUGAACCUGAGCCAGAGCCCGAACCCGAACCCGAGCCAGAGCCUGAACCCGAGCCUGAGCCACCAAAGCCAGCGCCUCCUAGGCGUGUUGUUCCAAGCUCAAGAUCUCAUCCUGAGCUUAUCGCUAAGAAAAGUAGCAAGAUCUCGGCAUCUCGCAAACUCCACCUGAAGAUCCUAAUGCUUGCCAAAGCCAAAGAAGACCUGGAAAAAGAAAUCGAGGAAAGGAGUGAAGAGAAAGAAAAAUUCCUAGCAGAACGUGUACCUCCCCUCAACCUCAAUGGCCUUUCCAUAACUGAAUUGCAAAAUUUGUGCAAAGAACUGCAUCAAAGAAUUGAGAUUGUUGAUGAAGAAAGGUAUGACAUUGAGUUCAAAGCUGGAAAGAACAGUUAUGAGAUUCAUGAUCUGUCCCUGAAAAUUCUUGAUCUUCGAGGGAAGUUUAAGCGACCUCCUUUACGUAGGGUCCGUGUUUCAGCUGAUGCUAUGUUGCGUGCUUUGUUGGGAUCCAAGCACAAAGUAUCUAUGGAUCUGAGAGCCAACCUAAAGUCAGUCAAAAAGGAUGAUACAGAAAAGGAACGCAAUGUUGAAGUAAGCGACUGGCGUAAGAAUGUGGCAGCCAAGUCAGGCAUGGAAGGCAGGAAGAAGAUGUUUGAUGCUGCCAGUACCCAGUAAUUCACAUGGAAUAUUGCAAGUUUUAUGAAAGCAUAAACCAGUCGCUUUACUCUUUACUCUGCAGUGUUUCGUUUAUCAGUUUUCUGACACGGUAAAAUACUUUGAUUAAUUGUUUUCAAUUUCUCUAUCAUCCUACUGAAUUUCAGGUGCAGUAUUAAACUUCUUGCAACUAUGGUGACUACAGAUAGGAAAUGAUAAACUUUCACAUGAUCUGUUUAAAGUUACUUGCUUCCCUGUUAACUAAAAAUGAGAAGUAAAACAAUUCCUUUUAACUG